GUGACUGCCAGUGACCCGCAAGUGUAUCUACAUGGCGAACAAAUGGGAGGAGUAUGUGGAACGUAUCGGGUAUUCUGAUCGUUAUUCCGAUGACAAGUUCGAAUACCGACAUGUCAUACUUCCAAAGCCAUUACUCAAGAUGAUUCCGAAAGAGUUCUUUGCUGCCGAUGGUUCAGGUACACUGCGUCUUCUGACUGAGGCUGAAUGGAGAGGCAUUGGGAUAACGCAAAGCCUGGGUUGGGAGCACUAUGAGGUUCAUGCGCCGGAGCCACACGUUUUGUUAUUCCGUCGACCAAAGAAUUACCAACCUCCUCAGCAAACAGUCUCAACAAGCGCCGCAACACUCGCAAGCGGGGUGGCCGCUGGAAGAGUGAGAGCCGGUGGAAGGAAAUGAAGCCAAUGAAUGUGUUGAGGCCUGCCUCGCCAACCCUUUUCGUCAUGCACUGUUCUAUUCUACCACAUUUCUGGCCGUACUUGUAGCACCACGUUCAAUGCUCUCACAGAAUUGCAUGUCUUCGUUCACACCCUCGAAUACCGGGAGAAGCACGGUUUCCCGAUGGACACUCGCUCACCUAGAGCGCAUCCUUUGCCCUAGGGAACAACCAAUAACCUGGCGUAUGGCACUCACUAUCUCCCAUCUUUGUUCAUUGGCAACUCAUUUAAU
Molecule: messenger RNA, 664 nt
Organism: Dacryopinax primogenitus
Lineage: Eukaryota; Fungi; Basidiomycota; Dacrymycetes; Dacrymycetales; Dacrymycetaceae
Product: cyclin-dependent kinase regulatory subunit
Exons: 4
Coding region: 32-394 (120 amino acids)
Biological process (GO): regulation of mitotic cell cycle
Cellular component (GO): cyclin-dependent protein kinase holoenzyme complex; SCF ubiquitin ligase complex
Molecular function (GO): histone binding; ubiquitin binding; cyclin-dependent protein serine/threonine kinase activator activity
Source: RefSeq, a predicted model, not a curated record